Erythranthe guttata (spotted monkey flower) is the source of this 2707-nucleotide messenger RNA. The record is from RefSeq and is a predicted model, not a curated record. Lineage: Eukaryota; Viridiplantae; Streptophyta; Magnoliopsida; Lamiales; Phrymaceae.
AAAAACAAAAUCUCGAAAUUCGAAGUUUGUUAAAUUAAGAUGCUUUUUACCUCUUCACAGUUCUCUCCUUCCCUUUUCUCCGGAUCCAAUACACACACACAGCACGCUCACUGCGUGCAAUGAUCCGCCAUUGAUUCCACCUUACACAGAUCCCGCCACCGCCGCUCUAUACGUACACGCUCCCCUGUAUCUAUCUACAUGUCUCGUCCACCUAACUACGAGUUUCAGGAAUGGUGGAACAAGCAACGAUCCAAGGACCCUGCCGACGACCACCACCACCACCACUUAUCCUCCUCCUCCUCCGCCUCCGAGGAUUUCAGAUUGUUGACCGUCAACAUCCACACACCGGCCUCACCUAUCACGUCGGCGGCCGCGGCGGCGGAGAAGGACCGCUCGCGCAGUGCGCGGCAGCUCUCGUGGAUUUACCUCCUCAAGCUCCACAAAAUCGCAAACUCGGUAGCUUUCGUCACCAACGGAUUCAUCACCCUCCUCCGCACCGCGAACCGCCGCAUCGCCACCUCCCCAUCGGGGCCCCGCUCGGAAUCGAAGUUCUACAGGAUCAUCAAAUUGUUCCUGAUAUUGAGUGUUUUCCUUCUUUCUAUCGAGCUCGUUGCCUACUUCAGGGGAUGGCAUUUUAGUCCUCCCACCCUGGAAUCGGAGGUGGAGAUGUCAGUGAAGUAUGUCUACGCGAAAUGGUUAGAAAUUAGGGUGAAUUACUUGGGGCCGCUGCUGCAGAGCUUGACGAAUGCGUGCAUUGUUUUGUUCCUCAUACAGUCUGUAGAUCGAUUGGUUUUGGUGCUCGGUUGUUUUUAUAUUAAAAUUAGGGGUUUGAGACCUGUGGCUGAGAUGGAUUACAAGCAGGACGCCGAGAAUGGGGCUUUGAACGCCGAUUAUUAUCCGAUGGUGAUGGUGCAAAUACCUAUGUGCAACGAGAGGGAGGUAUACCAGCAAUCCAUUGCAGCUGUAUGUGUCCAGGAUUGGCCAAGAGAGAGAAUGCUUGUACAAAUAUUAGAUGAUUCUGAUGAUGCAGAUGUUCAAAAUCUUAUUAAAGCAGAAGUGCAUAAAUGGCAGCAGAGAGGUGUGCACAUCAUUUAUCGACAUCGUCUUAUUCGCACAGGCUAUAAAGCAGGGAACCUUAAAUCUGCAAUGAAUUGUGAAUACGUGAAAAAUUAUGAGUUUGUAGCCAUCUUUGAUGCGGAUUUCCAGCCAGCGCCAGAUUUUCUGAAGAGCACCGUCCCUUACUUUAAGGGAAAAGACGACCUUGCACUAGUGCAAACCAGGUGGGCUUUUGUCAACAAGGAAGAAAAUCUGCUUACACGAUUGCAGAACAUAAAUCUGGCUUUCCAUUUUGAGGUUGAGCAACAAGUCAAUGGGUGGUUCAUCAACUUUUUUGGCUUUAACGGAACUGCUGGUGUUUGGAGAAUCAAAGCCUUAGAAGACUGUGGCGGCUGGUUGGAGAGGACAACCGUUGAAGACAUGGAUAUUGCUGUUCGUGCUCACUUGUGUGGCUGGAAAUUCAUUUAUCUAAAUGAUGUUAAGUGCCUAUGUGAACUUCCUGAGUCUUAUGAAGCGUACAAAAAGCAGCAGCAUCGCUGGCACUCAGGACCCAUGCAGUUAUUCCGCCUGUGUUUUUAUGACAUACUGCAUUCUAAGGUGAGUGUCUUCAAGAAAGCAAACUUGAUUUUCCUCUUCUUCCUCCUCCGAAAGCUAAUCCUACCAUUCUACUCCUUCACGCUAUUCUGCAUUAUUCUCCCACUGACAAUGUUCAUGCCCGAAGCUCAACUCCCGUUUUGGGUUGUCUGUUACAUACCCGGACUCGUCUCUAUACUCAACAUCCUUCCAUCUCCUCAAUCAUUCCCAUUUAUAGUCCCGUAUCUCCUCUUCGAAAACACAAUGUCUGUCACCAAAUUCAAUGCUAUGAUAUCAGGUCUCUUUCAAUUAGGAAGUUCUUACGAAUGGAUAGUCACCAAGAAAUUGGGCAGGUCAUCCGAGGCAGAUUUAGUUGCCAUUAUGGGAAACGAAUCGACCCCUCUCAUGGAAAGUGGGGUCCACAAAUCUUCAUCAGAAUCGGGAUUGGCUGAGCUUAACAAGCUGGAAAUGAACAAGAAAAUGGGGAAGAAGAAGAGAAACCGUUUGUACAGGAAAGAGCUUGCUCUUUCGUUUAUUUUGUUGACUGCUUCGGUUAGAAGUUUGCUAUCUGCUCAGGGAAUUCACUUUUAUUUCCUCUUAUUUCAAGGUGUCACUUUUCUCAUUGUUGGUCUCGAUUUGAUCGGGGAACAAGUGAGUUGAUUCGUUCGGAGAAUUUCUAAAUAUCGAAUCUUUCUGCGUGGAUUUCGCCAGUAACGGUAAGUUAUGGCCCCCCACCCUCUCGGAGAUUUACGUGAUCAUUGAUUGGUAUAAUUUGUGAAGGAUAAUCAUCCACAUUCAUGUGUGUUCAUUAGAAGAUUGAUUGCAUACUAUUUCUCAUUAGUGGAAAAUUGUUCAUCAGAAUAUAGUAUAGAUAGUUGGCAGGACAAUUGGACUUUUUAUUUUAUUUUGUUAGUUUGGUGUAAUUUAUUGUGCCACGUCCUCUUGCAGGAUACUUUUUUUUUUUAAUUAAUUUUUUUUUUUUGAAAAUUCGAUUCUUUAUUGUUGUAAUUGACAGAUAAUGUACAAUUCAUUAAGUUAUUUUCAAUGGAGAUAACAAAUAGAAAUGAUGUUUUGUUUG